AUGGCAGACCACGAGGCCGCGCUGGCGGCGGUGCGGUUUGAUGGCUACGCGCUCCGGUAUGCAGCCGAGGAGUCCAGGGCGGACCGCGAGAUUGUCCUUGCGGCGGUGCGGCAGUAUGGCUGGGCGCUCAUGUGGGCAGCCGAGCCACUCAAGGCGGACCGCGAGAUUGUCCUUGCGGCGGUGCAGCAGGAAGGCAGCGCGCUCCAUUGUGCAGCGGAGCAGCUCAAGGCGGACCGCGAGAUUGUCCUUGCGGCGGUGCAGCAGGAUGGCAGCGCGCUCGAGUGGGCAGCCGAGCCGCUCACGGCGGACCGCGAGAUUGUCCUUGCGGCGGUGCGGCAGGAUGGCAGCGCGCUCGAGUACGCAGCCGAGCAGCUCAAUGCUGACCGCGAGUUUAUGCUGGCGGCGGUACAGCAGAAUGGCGACGCGCUCAAGUAUGCAGCGGAGGAGCUCAAGGCGGACCGCGAGAUUGUCCUUGCGGCGGUGCAGCAGGAUGGCAGCGCGCUCGAAAUUGCAGCCAAACCGCUCAGGGCGGACCGCGAGAUUGUCCUUGCGGCGGUGCAGCAGGAUGGCAGCGCGCUCGAAAUUGCAGCCAAACCGCUCAGGGCGGACCGCGAGAUUGUCCUUGCGGCGGUGCAGCAGGAUGGCAGCGCGCUCGAAAUUGCAGCCAAACCGCUCAGGGCGGACCGCGAGAUUGUCCUUGCGGCGGUGCAGCAGGAUGGCAGCGCGCUCGAAAUUGCAGCCAAACCGCUCAGGGCGGACCGCGAGAUUGUCCUUGCGGCGGUGCGGCAGGAUGGCGAGGCGCUCGAGUCUGCAGCCAAACCGCUCAGGGCGGACCGCGAGAUUGUCCUUGCGGCGGUGCAGCAGGAUGGCAGCGCGCUCGAAAUUGCAGCCAAACCGCUCAGGGCGGACCGCGAGAUUGUCCUUGCGGCGGUGCGGCAGGAUGGCGAGGCGCUCGAGUCUGCAGCCAGGCGGCUCAAGGCAGACAACGGCUUCGUGCUCGAGGCCUCUCGUCUCAACUCCGAGGCACACGAGGCGGCCGCUCGUCUCCUCGGCGCGGACGCGCUUCGAGAGCUGGAGGCGUCCGCCCAAAAUCACUUCCGCGUCAAACUCGUCUUUCUCGGGCACGGCGGCGCUGGCAAAACUUGCCUCCGCCGCCGCCUCGCCGAGGAUGUUUUCGCCGAUCAGCUGCCAGCCACGGACGGGAUCGAGAUGAGCGAGCUCGAGGACGGGAGCGAGACGCAAGAUCUCCGGCUGAGCGUCUACUUGUGGGACCUCGGCGGGCAGGACGAGUACAUGUCAACGCACCCCUUUUUUAUCGACGGCUUCGCGCUCUACGCUCUCGUUGUCGAUCUGGAGCGCUACGUACGCAGCAAUGGCGACAACGUCGCGUCGUCGCUGCGCUUCCUGCGCACCGCCCGCGCCCGUGCCCCCGUCGCGCCGAUUGCGCUCAUCGGCACGCAUGCCGACAGCGCCGAGGUGACGGAGCCCAGCGGCGUGAUUCGGCAGCUGCAGCGCGAGCUGGACAAUGCGUGCCCAGGUGGCAUCACGCCCACCCUCGUCUUUGUGGUCAGCUCGAAGGACGGGACUGGCGUCGACAGCUUGCGUGCGGAGCUGGCAGCGCAUGCGGUUACCCUCGAUCACGUGCAAGACACUGUGCCGGCGCCGACAGUCAAGCUGCACGAGGAGCUGCGCAGCCGCGCGGCCGACUCGCCGCACCUGCCACUGCGCCAGGUCGUCUCUCUUGCCACGAGUGACGCGUGCCGCGUGACCGUCGCUGGCAAGCCGCCUGCAACCAUUCCCGACGAGUCUUCGGCGCUUCGCGCCCUCAAAAAGCUGUCGGGCUGGGGCGCCAUCCACUAUCGCGACUCGUCGAUGCUGCGUGAGACUGUUGUGCUGCGGCCGCAGUGGCUCGCCGACGCGAUGGCGUGCAUCAUCGGCCCCAAGCAGGCUGCGGCGGAGAGCGCUGGGGCAAUCACGCGCGCUCGUGCGCAGCAGCGCUGCGCGCUCCUUGCCAAUGGCCGGCUAGAGCACGCGCGUAUCGACGAGCUCUGGUCCGCCGAGACGAUCGACGGCUUCGACGUGAGCAACGUCGCGCUGCGCCCAUACCUCCUCGCGACGAUGCACGCCUUUGAGCUGGCCUACCCACUGCUCGACGCAGAGGGCAAGCCGACCGGCGCUAGCCUCGUGCCGUCGAUGCUGCCCUCCCUCCGCCCAAGCGGCGCUGCGCCCUUUGCCGGCCUCGUACCUGAUUCGCUCGUCGCCAAGAUGGAAAUUCGGCUUAGCUUCCUGCCGCCGGAGCUCUUUCCACGCCUGAUCGUGCGGCUGCAGCAGUAUGUGAAGGCUGGCGAUUGCUGGUUCGACGCGCGCGCGCUCUCGAGCGGUGGCAUGCUUCUUGCUCGCGGCGAGGGCGCUGGUAUCAGCCGGGCAGCCAUAACGAUGGGCGGCUGCUUCGACGCAGCCGGUGGGUGGUUCACGAGUGCCGCCUUCGCGACGAGCAUCAUCAUCGACGCACGCGGUGCGCACCCGACCGCUCUCCGCGGCCUUGCGUGGCGAUGCCUCAAAACGCUGCAGACCGAGUACGAUGGUGUCAAGGCGGCGGUCUCGCUACUGUCGAGUGCGGGCAACGCCGUCGACCUCGAGGAUGCGCGCGAGACCAUUCGUGAAGACAGGGAGGUGCGCUCGCGUGGCGAGGUUUUGCUCGUCGACGAUCUUAAGCCUGGCGCCCUCGUCACCGGCGCCCGCGACGCUGACGAACGCCGCUUCGACGGCGACCUCGCGACCGCGCCUCCUGGGCCUGGAAACUGGCGUGCGCGGACGGUGGCCUUCUUUGAGAGCACAUACCUCCCGGCCGACAUGCAUGGCCGCAGCGCCCCGCCGUUGCUGUGGCUGCUCGUGCCAACCGAAGCUGCGGUCGAGGACGGCUCGUGGCUCGAUCACUCACAGUGGGCGCCCGCGACGUUUGAGCUCCGGGCGCUCUCGGAGCCGCCAGAGGAGGAGUGGGGAUGGGCGCUGACGACGCUCCGCGUGCCAUUUGACGUGACCUCGCAGGCGCUUGUCCACGCGACGCCUUACCUGCUGCGGAUGCUGCGUGUUGUGUUGCGUGUCGGCGUGCGCGAUCUGGCGGCGGCAGUGGCGCGAGACCUAGGACGGCUCGUUUCUGCCGUUGAGGCCAAGGCGGCGAUCAUCGUCGGAGAUGCCGCCGACGAGCAGCCCCCACCCGCACAGCGACGGCGCCUCGAGGGGCCUUCGCAGGCGGAUGCGCGGCCGGUGCUGACGCCGAAGGCACCUUACCUUGACUGGCGAGCGCUUGGCGACGCAGCCUUGGCAGCCUCGGCAGACGGCGGGAUGCUCAUCGUCCCGGACCCGUCCCGCACGCGAGCCGUCUGGAUGGCGCGUCAGCAUUUGCCGGCGUCGCUUCGCGCUAUGAUGCUUCAGAACGACCACCUGCAGAACGAGCUUGCACGCUUGCGCAAUUUGGAGCUGACCUAUCCCUCCACCUGGCUUCUUGGUGCCGAUGGCUCUCCGCAGCAGGGGCUGAUCGAGGUGCCUGCCUCCUCGACUGAGUAUGCGGAGGUCGCGCAGCGGCUUCUUUCAAAGCUGCCAGAGGCGACAGUGCUGGGAGUAAAGCGGGUGCAGAACGAAGGGCUCUACCGCCGCUUCUGGCAGGAGCGGAAGGAGAAGGAGUCCUUACUCGGCGACCCCAAUGAGCGGCGGCUCUGGAUGAGCAGCGGCGACACGCAGCCCGACGUGCUGUGCAACAGCAGAUACGGUUUCGAUCCGACCUACUACUUGCGCGGCGGCAAAUACGGCAGCUACGGUGCUGCCGUGUACUUCGCCUAUGAGCCGUUGUACUCGCACUUCUUCCGCGAGUGCACCGCGCCGCCGCCGCUGGAGGGGAGUCAGCUUAUCCUCGCACAGGUGGUGCUUGGCGAGGUCAAGGAUUUUGGGGCAGCGUAUGGUCAGAUGGUUGACGGCAGACAGCAGAUUCGAAACCUCGAGCGCGAGCCCGUCAAACCUGACGGCGGCCACUAUGACUCAUGGUGCGGCACGGAGGGCGACUUGAAAUGGGUUAGAGAGGACAAAGCCAAGUGCGAGCGGCAUAUGACGGGCCGGACGCCUGCCACUUGCGACGCGUGCGAGCGCGUCAAAGCUCACUGCCGGGUGCUCAAAGCAGACGGCAAGCGCUAUGGUAAGCAGUACAUGAUUGCGCGCUCCGAAAAGGCCUAUCCCGAGUACGUGCUGCGGUACACGCUUCCUUAG
Emiliania huxleyi CCMP1516 is the source of this 4260-nucleotide messenger RNA. RefSeq names its product Roco1, Roco family protein (gene Roco1). The transcript has a single exon. Bases 1 to 4260 code for a protein of 1419 amino acids. Lineage: Eukaryota; Haptophyta; Isochrysidales; Noelaerhabdaceae. The record is from RefSeq and is a predicted model, not a curated record.